AUGGACAUUGACAGAAAUAGAAAAACUUUGAAGAUUGCCCCAAAUAAACAAAUUGGCACAGCAAAUCAUAAAUUUAGUCUAGGGGAUGCAGCAAUGAUAAAUGAGGACUAGGCAUAAGAAUUGAUUAAGGCAGAUGAAGAGAUAGACGCUACAUUCUUAAACCUGGUAAAUCGUAUCCAGUUUUAUAACCAGAAGUCAGAAGAUCUCAUUGAAUCCAUAUUUGAGUUAGAGGAGCAGGCACGCAAGGCUAAGAACCCAAAUCAAUAUCUUCUAAGUCGAAUUAAUUCAUAGAAGAAGUAGAAAUAGCUAAUCGAUAGAUAAAUUUAGAACUUAGAACUGUACAUGAGUGAAAUGAUUUCAGGUUCUGCUAAGUUUAAGGAGUAAAGGGAUCAACUUCUUGGCAAUUAUUUCAAGAAUAAAGCGUCUCAGAGUAAUCAGGAUUUUCCUUCAGAUAUGAUUACUCCUUAGCCAUAAAAUAAUGAUGAUGAGGAGUAAGAGGAAAAAGAAGAGAUAUAACAAUAAUUAGAAGAAAUAGAUUAGAAGCUGAAAGAGAUAGAGGAAUUUAUGAAUCGUGAUUAUGGUAUUGAUGAGGAGUGCUUGCUGAUGUAUGAGCCUCUCUUUGAUUAAUACGACUUGGAAAUAGUCAAUGCUCCACUGAUUGAGUAUACUUAGAAUGACUUGCCUAGCUAUUACCCUGAAAACGGCAUAUGGUUUAACAAUGAAGAUGUUAGCAUGAAUAGAUAGACAUAAGGUGGUAGUGAGCCUACUGCUUAGGAAUUGGAAGAGUUGGAGAAGCUUGAACAGGAAGAUUUCGAUAAAAAGAGAAGGGAUCGUAAAGGUACAACUACUGAUAAGAAAAAUCCCGUGACUUCUAGCGUGGGGUAGAAGUUCUUAAAUCUUUUCAAAAAGAAAUGA
Molecule: messenger RNA, 915 nt
Organism: Stylonychia lemnae
Lineage: Eukaryota; Ciliophora; Spirotrichea; Sporadotrichida; Oxytrichidae
Source: the annotation of a GenBank genome assembly